Messenger RNA from Durio zibethinus, 2531 nucleotides. RefSeq lists its product as uncharacterized. NCBI's taxonomy places the organism in Eukaryota, Viridiplantae, Streptophyta, Magnoliopsida, Malvales, Malvaceae. The record is from RefSeq and is a predicted model, not a curated record. Gene Ontology annotation, biological process: protein deubiquitination. Gene Ontology annotation, molecular function: cysteine-type deubiquitinase activity. Gene Ontology annotation, cellular component: cytosol; nucleus.
CUCACAGCAAACUUAAGCUACCUUUCAAUGGAAACCCAAACAUGUUCUUCUAAAACCCUAAUGGCAGAUGAUCCAUCUCCUUCAGAAUCUUUUCUUCCUCGUGAGAAUCUUGAUGAGUUCCCUCAAGUUCCGCCUUUAAUGGAUGAUUCUUUAUCUGGGUCUUUAUCGGUUUCCCUAAUGACCGUUGAUUCCCUUGAUCCUGAAACCAUUAUGGACAAUAUCCUCGAAGAAGAAACCGUAGACGACCCUCGUUUGUCCAAGGCACCAUCUACUAAUGAUGUCUUUUCAUUAACUUCUCCACCCCCUUCGCCUUCUUCUACUGAGCCUGAGCCGUCUCAGCCUCUAGCUUUGGUCCUUCAUCAUUCUAAGAAACCCGAAACCUGUCAAGAAAAGGAAGAAGAAAAAGAUCCUUACGGAUGGCCUUAUAGUAAUUAUAAUUCUCCAUACCAUAUGAGACCUAUGGUGUGUGAUCAGUUCUAUAUUCGCAGAGACAACGAAUUCAAACACCCUGGUUCUGGAUAUUCUACAUGGACCCGUUGGUGGUCAAGGCCCUUGUCUCCUCCUAAAGAAACUUCUAGAACUGAAGAUGAACCAACGGGGGUGGGUGCAGGGCUGGAAAACUUGCGUAACACAUGUUUUAUCAAUGUUGUAUUGCAAUGUAUUACUCAUACUGUUCCAUUUGUUUUGGGUCUGCGAUCUUUGGAUCAUCACGAGAAGUCAUGUAAGCGUGAUAUUGAGAGUUUUUGUUUACUUUGUGCUCUUCAUGAUCACAUUGAGCUUUCAUUGAAUUCAUCAGGAGGAGUUGUGUGGCCUUUUAAAAUUUUUGACAAUUUGAAAUAUAUCUCAUCUUGUUUCCAGAGAUAUCAACAGGAAGAUGCUCAUGAGUUCCUGCAAUGCUUGUUAAUUAGGCUUGAAAGCUGUUGCUCAGACUCAAAGCUCAAGAAUGAUUUGUCCUCUCCAGAUGAUUGCCCAGUUAAGAGGGUUUUUGGUGGUCUUCUUGUUAGCAGACUAUGUUGUUGCAAUUGUGGUCAUAUCUCUUGCGCUUAUGAGCCUUUGAAUGACCUGAGUUUGGAGAUUGAAGAUGUGGACUCUCUUCCAAGUGCCUUAGAGUCUUUCACCAAGGUGGAAAAGAUUGAGGCUUUGGAGGCAAAAUUUAGGUGUGAGAAUUGUAAAGAAGAGGUGUCAGUAGAAAAACAGCUUAUGCUGGACCAGGUUCCUUCAGUUGCAACAUUCCACUUGAAGAGAUUUAAGACUCAAGGAACUUUUAUUGAGAAGAUUGACAAGCAUGUGGUCCUCCCACUAGAGUUGGAUUUGCAGCCUUACACUACUGUAAAUGAGACAAGUAAUGAGCAACUGAGGUAUCAACUAUAUGCAGUUGUGAAGCAUUGUGGAUUCAGACCUACUUCUGGACAUUACAUUUGCUACAUUCGAUCCUCUCCUGAGAUGUGGCAUAAGUUUAAUGAUUCAAGGGUUACUAGUGUUGAAGAAGAAGUUGUGCUUUCUGAGGAAGCCUACAUUUUAUUCUAUGCUCGGCAGGGUAUACCUUGGUUUUCAACUGCAAUAGAAGUACAAAAACCUUAUGCAGACCCCUGUAUUUCUGAUUCUUCACCAAAGUUUGUUCUAGAUAGCAUAGAAUGUGCCUCCAAUCCCCAGGUACAAAAUAGUGCUGAUUGUGGUGCCAAGGAAUCUAAAGAUGUUUCUGAUAAAACUUCCACUCAGUUCUCUUGCAAAACACAAUUUGAAGUUGAGGUUGAUGAACCAUGUGUUGCUGCCGAGGACAUUUUUGGAGCGCUUGCUAAUGAAUCAGAAUUUCACGUAUCAAAGUCCAUUGACAUCCGAGAUGAUAAUCCCAUGACUGAUGCUUCUAUAGCACCAGGGUCAAGCAAUCGUUCUGAUGAAUUUGAUAAAUAUAUAUCUACUUUGUCUUAUCUUGGGAAAAACAACCACAAGCAGGGUGUUUAUGAAACUACAAAUGAUAGUGGUUUCCCUUGGAUGCCAUCCAGAUCUCAAUUUCCCUAUAAGUGUCAGAGAGACACUUCAGGAUGUGGUCCACGUGCUCAUUUGAAAGACGAGAAGCGGAGCAUUUAUCGAAGAGCAGCCAACAUGCCACCUGCGAUGGAUCAAGGAGUAAUUGAAGCAAUGAGAUAUGCCAAAAGGAUGCCUACUGCACGAGGUGCAAAAAUUAUGGCUCUGCUGGCUCCACAAACUGCAAGUAAAAUGAAGAAAAGAUCAGGAUCAUCUCCUUGCAAAAGGGUCAGCCCUCGCAGGAUACACAACCAUAAUCUUAUGCGCCUGGUUCCUGUCUCACGCUGAACAGUUUUUGAGCCUUUUCGCUUAAUCCAAUUGGUCUGUUCUUGACCUUCACAGAGGCCAGAGCUAAGACAUGGCAUAUGUGAAGCUCGUAUUUUUCAUGCAGUGUAUUGUGAUGGUGAAAAGGGUUGAUCUUUUCCUGGUUUACUUUUACUUCUGGUCAGGGAAAAUGUAAAGUUCAGGAUGUUGAUUUCAAUUUUUAAAAUUUAAUUUCCUAACUC